Pistacia vera is the source of this 1353-nucleotide messenger RNA. RefSeq lists its product as uncharacterized. The record is from RefSeq and is a predicted model, not a curated record. Lineage: Eukaryota; Viridiplantae; Streptophyta; Magnoliopsida; Sapindales; Anacardiaceae. The coding region runs from base 1 to 963 and encodes 320 amino acids. The transcript is spliced from 8 exons. Gene Ontology annotation, biological process: RNA processing.
AUGGUUGAUCGGCAGGAGGGGCUUCUUCCUAGACAGGCGGUGAGAAAGAAAAGGACACUUUCUAAGGUCCUUGCUGCUGUCCAAGAUUGUUGGAGAGACGCACAAUUAGGUCUGUCUCCUUAUGAUGUCCACUCUCAUGCAGGAUUCCUCAAGCAUUUAAUGCUAAGAUCUGGAAGGGAUGUGAAGACUGGUCUGCCUGAACUCAUGGUCAAUUUCGUAACAUCUUCUUACGAACCAGACCUGCUGAAGCCGCUGGUUGAGAAAAUAUCUUCAAUUCCUGAAGUGGUUAGUAUUAUGAAUAAUGUCAAUUCUUCUGUUGGUAACACAUCUGUUGGGGAGGAGGAGCACACUUUAUAUGGGAAAUCUACCAUCACUGAGACCUUAAGAGGGCUUACGUUUCAAAUCUCAGCCAACUCUUUCUUCCAAACAAAUACUCACCAGGCAGAGGUUCUAUAUAAACUUAUUGAAGAUUGUGCUGGUCUCAGAGGAGAUGGCUCAGAAAUUGUGCUUGACCUAUUUUGUGGAACUGGCACCAUUGGCUUGACCCUUGCAAGAAAGGUUAAACAUGUUUAUGGCUAUGAAGUAGUUCCUCAAGCUAUAUCAGAUGCACAUAGAAAUGCCACAUUGAAUGGUAUUUCUAAUGCUAAUUUUGUCCAAGGGGACCUCAACAAAAUUGGUGAAAAUUUUGGCAAUGAGUUUCCAAAGCCCGACAUUGUCAUUUCAGAUCCAAACCGCCCUGGUAUGCAUAUGAAAUUGAUUAAGUUCCUGCUAAAGCUUAAGGCACCACGCAUUGUUUACGUAUCGUGUAAUCCAGCCACAUGUGCACGUGACCUUGAUUACCUUUGUCAUGGUGUGACAGAGCAAAAUAUUAAAGGAUGUUACAAACUCAAAAGCCUACAGCCAGUGGACAUGUUCCCUCACACUCCGCAUAUCGAAUGUGUUUGCCUACUGGAACUAUCUUGACCUUUGGCCGCAAUUAUCAUGUGCCAACCUUUCGAGCCUAGAUUUUGAUUCAUUGUCAAUCUCUCAAGCAAUUCUCCUUGCAUAUUCAUCCUAGCUGCUCGGUUGCUCGCAAACUUGGCAGCUGAUAGAUCAUUGUGGGAAAAUAUCUGGUGGCGUGAUUUUCAGCUAUGUCGUUAAUUUUAGUUUCAGUGUUUAUAGUUACCAGGAUAAAGAACUUGAUCAUUGUUGGUUGAUGGAGUUUGUUGAUUAAUGUUAAAUAAAUAGCUCGAGUUCCAUAUGGUUAGUCCAAAAUCCAAAUUUAUGCCCCAUUUGGACCUUCUUUGUUAUUCAACUUUUGUAACUUUAUUCAUGUACUGUGAGAGAAGUUUCAAAUAAAAUCUAAGUUUGAAG